Aspergillus tanneri is the source of this 1413-nucleotide messenger RNA. RefSeq lists its product as uncharacterized. The coding region runs from base 1 to 1413 and encodes 470 amino acids. The transcript is spliced from 11 exons. The record is from RefSeq and is a predicted model, not a curated record. Lineage: Eukaryota; Fungi; Ascomycota; Eurotiomycetes; Eurotiales; Aspergillaceae.
AUGAGGCAGAUUCGAGAGAUUAUCCAAAAGUUACAGAACCCUGAACUGACAUUAACCACAUUUUUAAAGAGCCCAGAACUGGAGAGGUUACUCCAUGAAUAUAAUCAACAAGGCUUAGCUCAACUGCAUCCAAGCUUCAGUAAUUUGGAUAGCCUUGCUGCUGAGAUUAAAAGGAAUCAGCUUCUCCUUUACCCUGCUGGCCGAGACCUCCAUGGACUUCAGUACCAGGUCUUGAGAAACGAGAAACUCCAGGACUAUGUACGGUAUAUUUACCGUGAUGAUAAUCGAACCUUGAUUAUUUGUGCACGAAAGGAGCAGCUUGAGCUGCUCUAUAAGCUAGAAUCAUUUGAGGUUGAUAUGUCAUUCAAGCGAUUACGAUGUGGUGGCCUUAAGGAAAUUGUAUUCGCAACCCAGCUACCAGGGCAUAGUGGCAAGAUUGCUACACUUCUUCGCGCGUUUACUAACCGUCAAGAUGAGGAGGCUUAUUUUGAGGUUUUUAAACAUGCUUUUCAAAUUAUUAAGCAAGUUACUGGAAAAAAAAUUAAGUUUCGACAUCAUCAUAAUGGUGAUGGCAUACAGGCAAUUGUCGCAGAUAUGGAUGAGGGGCAACAAAAAGGACUUGGAAAAUAUCUUCUAAGUGUUGACCCUCAAGGUCAUCUCCCAACACAUACUCCCGAGUGGCAGCUUCGCAAUAUCCUUAUAUUUUGCCGUGUACACUUUUAUCGUGGCAUUGACAAGUCUCUUGAGGAAUACUAUGAGUUAAUUGAUUUGCUCAAGACAAAUGAAAGGCCUCAAGUUGCUGAAUGGGCAGUACAUAAGGAUGAUCCAGUUAUAGCAGCAGGACUAAACCCCUUUUGCUCACUUAUCCCAUAUAAAGUAUUUACACAAAUUCGUGCAAAUACUAAUGCAGGAGAGCAAACUCAUCAAAAAAGCUAUGUAUGGGGGAAAUACCUAACAGUUGUGUCUGCGGUAGAAACUGGCUAUAAGCUCGACACCCAGGAUAUGGAUCGCUAUUAUAACCGUGAGAACUUUGGGAUACGACAUACAUAUCAAAAUAAUGGCCUGUCAAACCGCUACUAUAAACAAAGACAGCGUGAAUUACGCCGAAUGCAAAGCUCAAGUACAAGUUCUCGAGGUCGUUCUAGGGUGAGUCAAUCAUUGCGGCAACAUGCUAUUCAGUCUAGCCAGCUUCAGGAAUUAUCUUCUCAGAAUCAUACAUUAAGCCUACGGAUCCAGGAACUCGAGGCUCAAUCAAAGCGGAAAGAGCAGGUUGACCCAAUUGAACAAGAACUACGCCAUAAAAAGCUACGGCUUGAGGUUGCACGGCAGGAAGAGGAGAUACGACAGCUCCGACUUGCGAAUGAUGCACAAGAAUUGGAGUUACGGAUAAAACAAAAUACAACUAGUUCCUAA